AAGACAUGGUGGUUUUAGUAUAUAUGCCGUAAUAAGUGUAUGACACAUAUGCAGCAUGACCCACUGCGAGGUUCUCUGCGACCGGGUGGGCGUCAUGGAGGCCGGGAAGAUCGAGGCUCUGGGCGACGCUUUGCAGAUGAACCAGAAGUACGGGCGCAGCUACAUGGUGACGCUGCGGCUGCCCUUGGACAAGCGCUUCGACUACUACUUCCAGAGAAGCCUGAUCGAGUUGAUGCAGGAGGAGUUUCACCAGUGCACCUUCAACCAUAACUACAAGGGCAUGAUGAGCUUCACCGUGGGCAAGACGUACACCAGCUGGAGCGAGCUCUUCACCAAAAUGGUGGCCAUCAAGAACGACCAGGAACUGCCAGAGUUCUCCAUCUCCGACAUCACCCUGGAGAACAUAUUCGUGGGACUCGCUCGCCGACAGAUCCUAUUCACGGGCGUCCGGCCGCACAACUUUCUCAGUGGAGUGCCCUCGCGCGUCGACACUCCACGCCGGUGA
Rhipicephalus microplus (southern cattle tick) is the source of this 505-nucleotide messenger RNA. RefSeq names its product ATP-binding cassette sub-family A member 2-like. The record is from RefSeq and is a predicted model, not a curated record. Gene Ontology annotation, cellular component: intracellular membrane-bounded organelle; membrane. Gene Ontology annotation, biological process: transmembrane transport; lipid transport. Gene Ontology annotation, molecular function: lipid carrier activity; ATP binding; ATP hydrolysis activity. Lineage: Eukaryota; Metazoa; Arthropoda; Arachnida; Ixodida; Ixodidae.